Molecule: messenger RNA, 5232 nt
Organism: Serinus canaria (Common canary)
Lineage: Eukaryota; Metazoa; Chordata; Aves; Passeriformes; Fringillidae
Gene: DPP8
Product: dipeptidyl peptidase 8
Exons: 20
Coding region: 151-2799 (882 amino acids)
Biological process (GO): proteolysis
Molecular function (GO): dipeptidyl-peptidase activity; serine-type peptidase activity
Source: RefSeq, a predicted model, not a curated record
CCGCCCUUGGUCCUCCCGGCCGGCAGGCGGCGCCCUGUCCGGUACGGCGCGGUGCCCGUGGCCGCUCCUGGAAGCGGAAGCGGAAGCGGCAGCAGCGGCCCGGCGGGGCGGCUCGGCAGCAGCGCCGCCGCGGAGCUCCAAACAUGCAACAUGGCAGCAGCCAUGGAAACUGAACAGCCGGGCCUGGAAAUCUUUGAGACUGCAGGUCAUGAGGAGCAGGUCCCGAGGGAGGAGCAGCCAAAACUGGAACCUUUCUAUGUAGAGAGGCAUUCCUGGAGCCAGCUUCGGAAACUGCUCACAGAUACACGGAAGUAUCAUGGAUACAUGAUGGCAAAAGCCCCUCAUGACUUCACCUUUGUGAAGAAAAAUGAUCCUGAAGGACCGCAUUCCGAUAGGAUCUACUAUCUGGCAAUGUCUGGGGAGAACAGGGAGAACACUCUCUUCUACUCUGAAAUUCCCAAAACCAUAAACAAAGCUGCCGUCCUGCUGCUUUCCUGGAAGCCUCUUCUGGAUCUUUUUCCGGCCAUCCUAGACUAUGGGAUGUACUCCCGGGAAGAGGAGUUGCUGCGGGAGAGGAAGCGGAUCGGCACUGUUGGGAUCGCCUCCUAUGAUUACCACAGAGAGAGCGGCACCUUCCUGUUCCAGGCGGGGAGUGGGAUUUAUCAUGUGAAAGAUGGAGGCCCCCAUGGAUUCACCCAACAGCCUUUAAGACCCAUUCUGGUAGAGACCAGUUGUCCAAAUAUCCGGAUGGAUCCCAAGCUUUGUCCAGCUGAUCCAAAUUGGAUUGCAUUUAUCCAUUGCAAUGACAUCUGGAUAUCUAAUAUAGAAUCCAGGGAAGAAAGGAGGCUGACGUUUGUGCACAAUGAACUGGCCAAUGUUGAGGAGGAUCCAAAAUCUGCUGGCGUGGCUACUUUUGUGCUGCAGGAGGAGUUUGACAGAUACACUGGCUACUGGUGGUGCCCAAAGGCACAGCCCACACUGGAUGGGGGUAAAGUUCUUCAAAUUCUUUAUGAAGAAAACGAUGAGUCAGAGGUAGAAAUUAUCCAUGUCACAUCACCCAUGCUGGAGACAAGAAGAACAGAUUCCUUCCGGUACCCCAAAACUGGUACAGCAAAUCCAAAGGUCACUUUCAAGAUCUCUGAAGUGACAAUCAAUGCAGAAGGCAGAAUUGCAGAUGUUGUGGAUAAAGAGCUAGUUCAGCCCUUCGAGAUCCUCUUUGAAGGAGUAGAGUACAUUGCUAGAGCUGGGUGGACGCCAGAAGGAAAAUACAUCUGGUCCAUCUUGCUGGAUCGCUCCCAAACUCGGCUUCAGAUAGUCCUGAUCCCUCCUGCAUUAUUCAUCCCCACAGAAGAUGAUGCAAUGGAAAGACAGAAACUUAUUGAUGCUGUACCAGAUUCUGUUACACCUUUCAUUAUUUAUGAAGAAACAACAGACAUCUGGAUAAAUAUCCAUGAUAUCUUCCAUGUCUUCCCUCAAAGCCACGAAGAUGAGAUAGAGUUCAUUUUUGCCUCCGAGUGCAAAACGGGCUUCCGGCACCUGUACAAGGUGACGUCGGUUCUGAAGGAGAGCAAGUACAAACGGUCCUGUGGGAGCCUCCCUGCUCCAAGUGACUUCAAGUGCCUCAUCAAAGAGGAGAUAGCAAUUACCAGUGGAGAAUGGGAAGUGCUUGGCAGACACGGAUCCAAUAUCUAUGUGGAUGAAGCCAAAAAACUGGUGUACUUUCAAGGCACAAAAGACUCACCUCUGGAGCAUCACCUGUACGUUGUUAACUACGAGAACCCCGGGGAGGUGAAGCGCCUGACAGAGCGCGGUUACUCGCACGCCUGCUGUGUCAGCCAGGACUGUGACAUGUUCAUCAGCAAGUACAGUAAUCAGAAGAACCCCCACUGUGUGUCACUGUACCGGCUGACAGGAUCAGAAGAGGAUGCAGCUCAUAGGACAAAGGAAUUCUGGGCUACCAUUUUAGAUUCAGCAGGUCCUCUUCCUGAUUACAUUCCCCCUGAAGUGUUCUCCUUUGAGAGCUCCACAGGGUUCACACUGUAUGGAAUGAUGUACAAACCCCACAACCUGCAGCCUGGGAAGAAGUACCCCACAGUGCUCUUCAUCUAUGGAGGCCCUCAGGUACAGCUGGUGAACAACCGGUUUAAAGGAAUCAAGUACUUCCGACUGAACACCUUGGCCUCUUUAGGCUAUGUUGUGGUUGUUAUUGACAAUAGGGGCUCCUGCCACCGAGGGCUGAAGUUUGAAGGAGCCUUUAAAUACAAAAUGGGACAGAUAGAAAUCGAUGACCAGGUGGAAGGGCUGCAGUAUUUGGCAUCACAGUACGACUUCAUCGACUUGGAGCGUGUGGGCAUUCACGGCUGGUCCUAUGGAGGCUACCUCUCCCUAAUGGCUUUAACACAGAGGUCAGAUAUCUUCAGGGUGGCCAUAGCCGGAGCCCCCGUCACGCUGUGGAUUUUCUACGACACGGGGUACACGGAGCGCUACAUGGGCCACCCGGAGCACAACGAGCAGGGCUACUACCUGGGAUCCGUGGCCAUGCAGGCUGAGAAGUUUCCUUCUGAACCAAACCGUUUGCUGCUGCUACACGGAUUCUUGGAUGAGAACGUUCACUUUGCACACACCAGUAUUUUGCUCAGCUUUUUGGUGAGAGCUGGGAAACCCUAUGACCUACAGAUCUACCCUCAGGAGAGACACAGCAUCAGGGUCCCUGAGUCGGGGGAGCACUACGAGCUGCACCUGCUCUAUUACCUGCAGGAGAACCUGGGCUCUCGCAUUGCUGCCAUGAAGGCCAUGUGACUGACCUCAGAGCUCUGCUCCACAGCUGCUCUCCGGACAGGGAGGUGUAGGAAACUAGAGAGAGUAGAAUGGAACAUUGCUUUCUGGUGCCUGCCACACGUACACACCCUCACAGACACUUUUUUAAAAGUCAAUUUGGUGCCAUACGGGAAAUUAAAGUACGGUGAUCUAAUAACUUUAGUUAUUAAACUUUAAGUUUAAGCUGUAAAUAAAAUCCAAUGUCUGUGGUAUAAUACAGUACCAUGGGUGUUCUCUUGGGGGACGAGCUGAAACUGAAUAUAACGUACUUCUACAGCACCAGAUCUUCACUUUUUAGAAGAAUUAUGGCAUAAUUGAUGUAUUUUUACAGUGUGUUCCUUGGUAUCUUAUUACAUUAUACUGGAUGAUUUACUCACUACACAGCAAGAAUUUACCUGAAUGGUUACAACUUUUAUUAAUUUUAAAUGCUAUCAUAUAGCUUUUAUGCUUUGUGAAAGGGAUGUGUCUCACUCCUUAGAAGGUGGUCACAAGUUGGACACAUCCCCUGUCUAGAUGUUAAUUGUUUUUAAAGAAGAAAGACUUUUAAGCUGCCUCUUAACAUAUUUAAAGUUUGGAUUCAGAUCAGUUGAUGCCAGGUUCUUUGAUUCCUUCUCCCGUAGGAUGAAUCAUUCUCUUUUCUUCCAACAGCUUGAGAACCUAUCCUGAUUGUACUUGAUUUCAGUGGAGAAGUGAAUUGAUACUUUACUGUGAUAUGGACAUAACAAUCUUUUAUUCUGAGGUGCAAACUAACUUAAGUUAAAAAUCAGAAACUGUAAACUUUUAAACAAGCUUCAGAGUGCAUCCUGUUGAGAUUUUUCCCUGAUGUUCACUCUGGAGCUGGGUUUGCAAUACUCCUUCCUCACCCUCACAUCAGCAUGAUAUGUAUGCAUCCUGUUACAAUGUAGAAAUUCAAUACUCUAAUUCCAAGGUCUGCAGAGUAUGUGUGGGGAGACCUUACAUGUGAGGCAAUAUGAGCUGUUCUGUUGAACUUCCUCAUGUAUGAGGGGCUAUUUCCCAGGCUCAUGCCCUGUCCAGUCCCCUAUUCCUGGGUCCUUUCUAGCACUACUGUGCAUGAUGAUGAUGAUGAUGAUGCUUUGAGAACCCCUUUCUGUACAGCUUCAGGUAACCCUCAAGGAAUUGCAAUCCCAGGUGUGUUUUUGCUACUGAGGUUUUAACUAAGCAGCAGGCUUGGCUGAAAAGCAUAAGUGUGUGAAGGCACUUUUAACUGGCAACAGGUAAUUUAGGAUAGAAAUCCAUAGAAAAUUGUUCUCUUUAAUCCAGAAAAUUCUCCCUUUGCAACUUGCCUCUGAGACUCUGAUAAGUUUUAAUGGUUAAAGAACUUCCUUUUCUUUCUGUUUUGGUCCUAGAGAGAAGCAGAGCAUGAUUUUCUUUUCAUCUGCUGAAAAUCUGGAGUCAGUCUUUAGGCUCUUAGAACUCCACAUGUUGUAACCUUGUACUUUCCUUGAUUUUGUACUGUUCAGCUUGAUCCCAGAACUCUGGGAUUUAGCAGAGUCUGGCUGUAUCGGAUCAAACUGCAUCAUUUUUCAGUUUAACCGAGGGGAGCUGGGCAGUUGCAUGGUUGUAAAAGCCGUGUGUGAGAACAGGAUCUGGUUUUUGGGAUGCACAAAGGAGCCAAAGCCAACAGGCUGCAGGGAGUUUCCUCCGCAGUGGGGAGCCUUGGUUGGGGCUGCUUGCUGGUUUUCAGAUGGCGCUGGUUACAAGUGGAUCAGUUAAAACACCACUAGCAGGUCAAUAACGGGUUGAUUUUGGGAAGGGUGAGGCAGAGAAGGAGCCCAGCCCCAGGAAUGUCUUCUCUUAAUGUCUUCUCUUAGCGGUUAAUUGUGUCUGAAGCAAAGGCAGUGUCGAAAGAGGAGCACAGGUGCAACACAACAGUGGGUAGAGACAAAAAGAAGCUGUUCCUCUGGAAUUCCAUUGUGUUCCCAACGUGUUUAUGCUGUAUUAUAUAUACAUAUAUCUAUAUCUGUUCAUAUAUACAUAUAUGUAUAGAAUUACCCAUGGAUAGUAUUCACCUUUUCCAAGGUUGUUUAUAUUUUGUUCAAUAUUAAAUUAACUUGCUUUUUUGGGGUGUUUUUGUUCUUUUUCUAGAGGUGAUUACCCUUGAAUGUAAAUGUAUAUGAUUUUUAAGAUGAAAUUGAUCCUUUUGUUUAAAAAACAGAACAAAAAUGGCCUUCAUCAAACAGUGCUUUUUUGGGGGACUGAAGAACUAAACAUUACAUGAGUAAACUGGGCUGGGUUUGGAUUUAAGGCAGGAUGUGAUUAUAAGUGCUGACAUAGAAUUUUUAAUAAUGCAUCCUUCCACUGUUUGAAAUAUAUACAUCAAAAAGCUAUUAAAGUACAAUAUACUGUAACUGCUCUGUUUUGCAACAUAAAUUAUGGAUUCUUUCUUUCCUACCA